CAUGCCUCACAAAGACACCUGACCCACACAGGAGAAGUUUGUUUGAGCUUUCUUCGCAUCAGCGAGGAGUAAUCUUCUCAACCUGACUUUCCAAUUUUAUCUUCUCGCCACCUGCAGAUGACCUUGCGACCACAACAUGAGUAUACGGAAACUGAGUUUCAAGUGGUUUGGAAACCUCAAAAACAUCUCCUUCCGUCGCUCUGCUGACAAAUCAGAUGCCAAGGUGAAGUCUGGCGCUGGAGCGGGUCAUGUGCCCAGUUGUGAGGCUGUGGACGACAUGGGUGCAAUGCGUCCUCGCACUGCCAGCUAUGUCCGCUCCAGUGAAAACUACACACACAUGGGUACGCUGCCACGGCUCCUGAUGAAGAAGGACCAGAAUAACAAAGGGGCCCCAAAUAACAAUAACAAGAGUAAAAGCAAGUCCCCAAGCCAGCGAGCUGCAGGGGAGCGAGACUGUGGUGGGCCGGUGAUCACGGACUCCUUUGUGGCCGAGAGUAACAUCAGCGCUGGAACUCAGCUUAACUCACUAACUACUCGUAAGACCCAACCUGAGCUACUGUGUGGAAAAAAUAUCUGCAGCACUGAUCUCCCAGCAGCUUGUGAAGAUUUGUCGCCAUCUGGUGGUUUGAAUAGUGCACUGCCACCACAGACUUCUGACAGGCCAGACAUCAUCCAGGCAAGUGCACAUUUGGACCAUGAACACCUGAAGGAAAUUACAUCAGCUCCAGUCAGCCAUGAAGACGAUAGACCUGAUUUUGGAUUAGAGAAUGAAGUGAAGGAGAGCGCAGAGCUAAAAGAACCACCAGGAAACCGAGAGGGUGGAAGAACUGGCAGCUGCAUGGAGCCCGCAGAGAGCUGUGAAGAAUACGUUCAGUUCUCCAAGGAGAAGUACCUGCUGGAGUCUCCUCCUGAGAAGCUGCGUAAGGAGUUGGAGGAGGAGCUGAAACUGAGUCCCACUGACAUCAGGAGCCAUGGCUGGUACCAUGGACACAUACCUCGAGAGGUGUCAGAGACUCUGGUGUUGCGUAAUGGAGAUUUCCUGGUACGUGACUCUCUGACCAGUGCGGGGGACUACGUGCUGACCUGCCGAUGGGAUAAUGAGGUGUUGCACUUCAAGAUCACCAAGGUCUUAGUCAAGUCCAAUGACACCAAAGUGCAGUACAUGUUGGAGUCAGACACCUUUGACUCGGUUCAGGAGCUUGUACGGUUCUACGUGGGCCAGCGCCAGCCAAUCUCCCAGUCCAGCGGGGUUCACAUCUACUGUCCGGUCAGUAGAACUCUCCCACUGCGCUACCUGGAGGCAACCUUCGCCCUGUCCAACAACAAGCAGGGCUCUGCAUACUCGCCAUCCAGUCAGAGGGGGGCUUACAUCAAGAGAAGGAGUGUCACCAUGACUGAUGGGCUGACAACCGAGAAGAUAAUACCUCACAGCCCAUCGACCAUCCACCACCACAAAGACACAAUGCGGAACUGUGCAAUGAGCAUGGAUCAGAUUCAGGAAUACCGCUGUCCUUUGUCACCUGUAGGGGAAACGCCGCUGUCGCCUGCAUAUAGUGCAAUCACUCGUCAGAGAACUCACUCAGGUGGACGUGCCCUGGCGGUGGUCCCGCCCUCCCCGGCGAUGCGCCGUUCCAGCGACCCUCAGCUCAGCCCUUCAGACAGCAACAGCCCUCCAGAUCAUCCGGCAUACACGUCUCACUCAGCACAGUCUUCGCCUGCUCAUUAUCCCAGCUACCAAUCACUUUCCUCAGACACAGCGGGGAGCUACUGUGACCUCCGACCCUGCCCCACCAGCGGCCCUCCCAAACCCCCGGCAAAGAGCUACGUCGAACGAUUGCGAGGGGAAGAAGGGAGGGAUGCAGGAAUGAAGGAGGAAGGUCAUGGGAUGUUUUGCGCCCCACAGGUGGAGACGGCCUCCUCGUUCAGACCAUCCAGGUAUGAGUCAUGCCUUUUGCCUGAGGAGAAUAAGCCGCUGGAGAUGUCAGUGCUGAAAAGAGUCAAAGAGCUUCUGGCUGAGGUUGACGCACGGACCGCAGCCAAACACAUCACCAUGGUGGACUGCACGGUUGCUAGAAUAUUGGGCGUGAGCUCUGAGAUGCAAAGGAUGAUGGGAGUGUCCUCGGGGUUAGAGUUACUGACGCUGCCUCAUGGACACCAGCUGAGACUUGACUUACUAGAAAGGUUCUACACCAUGUCCAUCAUGAUGGCGGUGGACCUGCUCGGCUGUACGGGAACCACAGAGGAGAGGGCGGCUCUGCUCCAUAAAACCAUCCAAUUAGCAGCUGAGUUGAAAAGUAAUCUGGGCAAUAUGUUUGGUUUCGCUGCCGUGAUGAGAGCGUUGGAGCUACCGCAGAUUUCCCGUCUGGAGCAGACUUGGGUUACGUUACGCCAGCGACAUACAGAGGGUGCCAUCCUCUAUGAGAAGAAGCUCAAGCCAUUUCUGAAGAACAUCAAUGAUGGCAAAGAGUCCAGCACCUUGUCCAGCACCUCCUUCCCCCACAUCAUCCCCAUCCUGUCCUUGCUGGAGCGAGGUCUGGCUCUCGGGGAGGCGCUGGAACCCUGGGAGAGUGCGGAGGUUGGAGUAGACGUAGUCAUGUACCAUUUAGAGGCAGCGCGUACCAUUGCACAUCACGGGGGGAUCUACAGAAGUAAUGCUGAGAGCAAACUGCAGGGACUGCAGCAACAACCAGAGAUACAAGAAAUCUUCCAAACAGAGUUCCAGAUGCGCCUACUGUGGGGCAGCCGUGGCUCAGAGGGCAGCCAAUCAGAGCGCUAUGAGAAGUUCGACAAGGUCCUCACCGCCCUAUCACACAAGCUCGAACCACCUGUACGCCACAGUGAACUAUAGCACCCGCCCACCAUCCAUGACUGUCAAAACAUCUUGCGCUCAUCAUUGACAGCGGAAAAAGCUUGUGUUGGAUCAGAAAAACAAUGUGGAAAAGUCCAACACGCACGCCGAGAGGACGUGCAAACAAAUGACGAAACAGGCAGCUAAAAAAGCAUGCGCAGUGAGCAUCAGAGAGAGAGAGAGAACGUCUCACACUGGACUCCAAAUUCUGUCUCUUCCUCUCAGUGGACUUCAUCACUUAGUGCUGAAAUAACUGAAUUGGCAACAGGGCAGAGACGAGCAAAGUGGAGAAUUUGGUUCCUCUGCUCGGUACGAACUGUUACAUGUGUAUGAUGGCCCCCAGGGGUCAAAAAAAAAAAAAAGCGCACACACUCACACAUCCAUGUUUCAAAGAAAAGCUUUCACACACCGUAGCUGAAAUGACAACAAUAACUCGUAUGCAGACGAUAAUCUGUCUGCAUCAGCGUACAUGUGCAUUCCCGCGUUUUUGAAUUUGUUUUCAUCUUAUUUAUUUUUGUUACGAUCAAAGGAUGUGACGACACCCAUCGAUGUUGCCACGCCAUAACUCGCGUCGGUGCUCCUUCCAGGGGAAUAGCGUUCAUAAAAGGUCAUUAAAUAUGAAUCAAGCACUCCCAUUGAAUCCCAUCAAAAAUGCAUUGCACAUUAAUAAAUGUAUCAGAAAUGAAACAUUUGCAGAUGUAAUGCAGCAACUUCAAUAUGGGAGCUUUGUCAGAAUCAUUCAAAGGAUGAAGCCGCUUCACAUGUACGUUUCGACAAGUAGAAUGCAUUUAUCGCACACAAAAUGUAGCCACAGGGGUGAAAGCUGCGAUGUAUUCUCUUUAAAGCUAGCAAUAUUUCACUUUCUAUCACAGUAUAUUAUCAUUUAUGGAGCUGUUUUUCUGUGAAUUUUCGGGGUUCAUGAUGCAAUAUUCAAAUGAGAAUUCAGCACCAGCAGUCUGGAGCUGCAGCUUAUAAAUGUACACCGUUUACAUGCUAUCAAAGGGAAUACUGGAAGGAACAACCAGUGACACAUCCAGAUUUAUGUGACUGGGGUGGCAUGGGGGGGCUGAUUUCUGCAGGGAGUGGCAUGAUAAGGUUGAUGAUCCAUGCAUUGCCAUCUGAGUGAUGGCAAAGUCAGCUUUCUUCUAAAUAAACUCAGUUCUGUGACACCAACCCAGACAACCAAAAUGACAGAAGGUACAUUUCCACUGUCGGAAAUCGGCGUACUUCCUAGAUGUUGCGGAUGUUUACACACUCAAAAAAUGACUCAUUGGAUGAACUCAAUUCACUUAUGUGCA
Messenger RNA from Thalassophryne amazonica, 4146 nucleotides. RefSeq names its product SH2 domain containing 3Ca (gene sh2d3ca). Gene Ontology annotation, molecular function: phosphotyrosine residue binding; guanyl-nucleotide exchange factor activity. The transcript is spliced from 15 exons. Gene Ontology annotation, biological process: small GTPase-mediated signal transduction; positive regulation of peptidyl-serine phosphorylation. The record is from RefSeq and is a predicted model, not a curated record. The coding region runs from base 137 to 2848 and encodes 903 amino acids. Lineage: Eukaryota; Metazoa; Chordata; Actinopteri; Batrachoidiformes; Batrachoididae.